AUGUCUUCUCCUUUCCCAUCCCUGCCAGUCUCGCAAAUCACCAUCCCUUCCAACCCCCUGAUCAACGCCGCGUACGCCUACGUCAAGGAGAACUGCAGCGAGUGCACCCUCAACCACUGCCUCCGCAGCGUCGCGUUCGGCCUCAUCUUGCAGAAGAAGUUCCCACCGUUGGCAAACGCCCCUGACCGCGACACCGAAGCUGUAGUUCUGUCCACACUGCUGCACGACAUGGGCUGGGCAACCACCAAGGCCCUCCUCUCCAAGGACAAACGGUUCGAAGUCGACGGCGCAAACAUCGCCCGUGAGUUCGUCACCCGCGAGGACGGCAAGUGGGACAAGCACCGCAUCCAGCUCAUGUGGGAUGCCGUCGCGUUGCACACGACCCCCUCCAUCGCGCAGCACAAGGAGCCAGAGGUCUUCGCCACUCAGUUGGGCAUCAUGACGGAUUUUCUUGGCCCGAAUCUGCCGCUGCCGGGCUCGCCCAUCACCAUCGACGAGUACAAGGAAAUCGUCAGAGCUUUCCCACGCCUUGGAUUCAAGGAGGAGCUUCGGGGCAUUAUGUGCGGCCUGUGUCGUGACAAGCCGGAGACCACCUUUGACAACUUUGUGGGCGAUUUUGGCAAGAUCUACGGGUUGGACGGGAAGGGUGGGGGCAAGGAGGAGUUUACCAAGAUGUGCGAGGAGAAGAAUCUCGUGAGGAUGCUGGAAGCCAGCUUGACUGCCUUGGAGCAGUAUGAGAAUUGA
This is a messenger RNA of Cladophialophora yegresii CBS 114405, 744 nucleotides long. RefSeq lists its product as uncharacterized. The record is from RefSeq and is a predicted model, not a curated record. Lineage: Eukaryota; Fungi; Ascomycota; Eurotiomycetes; Chaetothyriales; Herpotrichiellaceae. The transcript has a single exon. The coding region runs from base 1 to 744 and encodes 247 amino acids.